AUGGACAGUAGAGGUGUCAUCAAAGCUUCCAGUUUUCUUAUCCUGACAAUCAUAAGCGUUCCAGCCAAUCUUCUUGUCUGCUGUGCCUUUCUGCACAGCUACCUGAUCGAGGCCAAGCUCCUAACGGCUGACAUCAUUCUGUGCCAUCUGGCCUUUGCCAACCUCAUGGUAGCCUUCACUCGUAGUAUCCCACAGACUUUAGCCGCCUUGGGCUAUGUGAACUUCUUUGAUGAUAUUGGCUGCAAAGUUUCACUUCUAUGCUUCCGUGGCUUCCGAGGGCUCUCUGUCAGCCUCACUUGUCUGCUUUGUGUCUACCAGGCAGUAGCCAUCUCACCUGCUACCUCAAAACUUGCCCCACUGAAGAUGAAAAUCCCCCAGUUUCUGCUUUACAUCAUUUUAUUUCUCUACCUGCUCUACUAUUCUACAAGUGUCUCAUCUAUCCUUUAUGCUGUUUCCAGCCUGUUUAACAACACCAUUCCUCCAUACACCAUGAAUUUAGAGUACUGUUUUAUGUUAUAUAAGGAAUAUUCUUCAUAUAUGUCUGUAGGUUUUGGUGUCAUGGUAAGAGACCUUGUGUUCAUAGUGCUAAUGAUUGUUAUGAGUGGCUAUAUCCUAAGGCUUCUGUACCAACACAGUCAAAAAGUAAAGAAGAUUCGCAGUUCAGAUCAUAGCCAUAAGGGUCGAAGAGCAGAGACCAAGGCUUCUGGGGCAGUGGUCACCUUGGUCGUUUUAUAUGUUGUAUUUUUUGGCAUUGAUAACAUUAUCUGGGUGUACUCCAUUACCAUCUUGAGGGUGGCACCUCUUAUUUCUGAUAUCCGGGUCUUCUUUGCAACCCUUUACACUUCAGUAUGUCCCAUUGUGGUCAUCACUACUAAUCCAAAAGUCCAACGGAAAUUAAAACUGGUCAAAAUGAAGAGAGAAGUCCAGACCACAGGGAGAAACACAUGUACAAUGUGA
Messenger RNA from Polypterus senegalus (gray bichir), 957 nucleotides. Its product is annotated as olfactory receptor class A-like protein 1. Gene Ontology annotation, molecular function: pheromone receptor activity. The coding region runs from base 1 to 957 and encodes 318 amino acids. Gene Ontology annotation, cellular component: membrane. NCBI's taxonomy places the organism in Eukaryota, Metazoa, Chordata, Cladistia, Polypteriformes, Polypteridae. The record is from RefSeq and is a predicted model, not a curated record. The transcript has a single exon. Gene Ontology annotation, biological process: G protein-coupled receptor signaling pathway.